This is a messenger RNA of Mugil cephalus (flathead mullet), 3719 nucleotides long. Its product is annotated as transcription initiation factor TFIID subunit 4-like. Gene Ontology annotation, molecular function: DNA binding; RNA polymerase II general transcription initiation factor activity; protein heterodimerization activity. The record is from RefSeq and is a predicted model, not a curated record. Gene Ontology annotation, biological process: transcription initiation at RNA polymerase II promoter; DNA-templated transcription. Lineage: Eukaryota; Metazoa; Chordata; Actinopteri; Mugiliformes; Mugilidae. Gene Ontology annotation, cellular component: transcription factor TFIID complex.
GGGGGUCUCUCCAUGACGAGCUCCCGCGGUUCAGCUAUGGACGCAUCGACGGCCAGCACGGACUCCGGCACGGGACAUGACCCUGGCAAAACACUCGAUAGUGAUCGUGCAACUUUUCUCCCUAAUCACCGGGAGAAAGCAGAUUCAUAUUCCGCGCAGACUUUCAAUGGGAGCCAAACUAUGAACUCUCACAAUUCAGGAAGCGCUGCCCCUCUCGGGGGGACAACAGUGACAAGUGGCACUGCGAUGUCUGUCACAGCUGUCAACAGUGGAUCAGUGUUGUCUAAAGGGCUGUCCGGUGCGACAAUGCCCCCCUCGUCCAACAGUGUAAUCCAGACGCCGCUCUUGAACUCGCAGAGUGUUGCGGCUUCUGCAACGGGACCCACCACGGUGACCCUCGUCAGGCCGCCUAUGCAAACCUCAGGGUCGGCUGCAACUUUGAAUGGGAACAACGCUGCGAGUCCGGUGGUUCCUGUCAGCACGACGAGUCAGACGGGUAUACAAACCCCAAACAACGGCCCGCCGCCGGUCAGCUCCGUGUCCCACAUCAUUAAGGCAGAGCCACCGACAGCAGGGACGGAGGCAGCUCCGCAGCCCGCUGCCUCUCCGGGAUCCGUCGCUGCUCCCCGGGUUCCUGCGCCGGUGGCUGUCAGUCCUGCAGGGAUCCGACCCCAGACCCCUCAGAUGCUGGCCCCGAGACUCCCCCAGACCUCCCCGGCACAGCCCAGCAUACAGAACAUCCAGCUCCCUCCGGGCAUGGUGCUCGUACGCAGUGAGAGUGGACAGCUGCUGAUGAUUCCUCAACAGGCUCUGGCCCAGAUGCAAGCCCAGGCGCAGGGAGGAAUGGCACCUAGGACUGCUGCACCAGCCACUGUGACUGCAGGCCAGGUUCCUGGAAACGCCAUCAUCAGCAGACAAGUUGCACCCGGCACCAUCAUCCGACAGAACUGUCCAGCUCCAACAUCACUCACUGCAUCCACCACUCUUCACAGACCGCCUGUCUUUCAGAGCUCAGUUGCGGCCGCAGUACCCGGAGUGACACAGAGGACGGUUACUCCAACACCAGGGACCACAGUUACCUCAGUAACAGUGAGCAAAGAGACAAUAGAGAAUGUGAAGAAAUGUAAGAACUUCCUGUCUACAUUGAUUAAGCUGGCAUCCAGCGGGAAGCAAUCCACAGAGACUGCAGCCACUGUCAGGGAGCUGGUCAAGGACCUCCUGGAGGGCAAACUGGAAGCUGAAGAAUUCACCAGCAGAUUGUACAAAGAGCUCAACUCCUCACCCCAACCAUAUCUUGUGCCUUUCCUCAAGAGGAGCCUCCCAGCCUUGAGGCAGCUCACCCCAGACUCAGCCGCUUUCAUCCAGCAGAGUCAGCUCCCCCAAGCGGCCUCAGGUCCAGUUUCUUCCCCCUCGCCCACCUCCACCACAGUGGUCCUGGGCACCACUGCCCCUCGCCUCACUGCUCCAGUCACUAGACCCCAGCUCCUGCCGGGUGUCAGCAAACCAGGACAGACUCCCUCUCUGGUUCUCCAGCCUCAGCAGCAAAGAGCAAUUUUGAGACCUCAGGUAACGUUAUCAACAACGCCCAUGAUAACUGUCAGGAAUCAGGCCCCUGGACGCAUCGUGCUGGGGCAGCAACAGGUUCAGCUUAAAGAGCUGCAGCCAGUUCCCUUGAGGCCAGGGGUGCCACCUGCUUCUAAACAGGUCUCUGCUGCAGCCUUGACCCCGGCUCUAAAGAACAAGCUCAAAGAGGGAGGAGGCACUUUCAAAGAUGAGGAUGACAUUAACGAUGUGGCCUCGAUGGCCGGAGUGAACCUAUCAGAGGAAAGCGAUAACAUCCUAGCCACCAAUUCUGGGCUCGUGGGAGCGGUGACACAUUCGUGUAAGGACGAGGCUUUUCUCUCCUGCGCCCUGCUGCAGAGGAGAAUGUUGGAGAUAGGUAGGAGGUAUGGAGUGACAGACCUGGGUGCUGAGGUGGUUAAUUACGUGUCCCACGCCACUCAGCAGCGACUUCAGAACCUGCUCGAGAAAGUCUCAGAGGUAGCCCAGCAGAAAAACGGCAAUUUCAAGGAGGAUGACAACUACGAGCAGAGCAGUGACGUCCGUGCUCAGUUGAAGUUCUUCGAGCAGCUGGACCAGUUAGAGAAACAACGAAAAGAGGAACAGGAGAGAGAGAUCCUCCUGAAGGCAGCUAAGUCUCGAGCUCGGCAAGAGGAUCCAGAGCAGCUGCGUCUGAAGCAGAAGGCGAAAGAGAUGCAGCAGCAGGAGUUGGCUCAGAUGAGACAGAGGGAGGCCAAUCUGACGGCUCUGGCAGCCAUCGGCCCCAGAAAGAAGAGGAAGAAUCUGGACUCUCCAUCCUCCUCUGCUUCAGCUGAGGGAUCGGGAACAGGUUCCUCUCUGUCUGGUGGACCUGGUUCAUCAGGCUCCAGACCCACACGGCAGCGCAUCACACGUGUCAAUCUCAGGGACCUGCUCUUCUGUUUGGAGAAUGAGAGAUCUACCAGUCACUCCCAUUUCCUCUACAAGGGCUUUCUCAAAUAGGCUUGAUGUCAGACAGGAGAGGGGGGGGAGGAGGAGGAGAAGGAGCAGGAGAGGGGAGACAAGUGUGAACACUCCCACCACACAGAGAGUAUAAGAGACUCUCAUAAAUAAAGAGGAGGAGAACGUCGACUUGGCCCAUUUCAAGGUGAUUCAGAUCCACCGAAUACACCUGAAAUAAAAUAGCAGCCAUAUUUGAUAGCCUCUCUACCUCCCUCCUCAAAUAAUGCCUACUUUCAGGAGUCACUGAGUAAUGCCCCUUUAUUUACCCCAUUUAACUUCUUUUUCAAAAAGGUGCAAACAUUCUGUGAGGAAGGUUUUUAUUUGUAUGAACAAAUAUUACGUAUUGUACAAUUAUGCACCGUAACAUAGUACAGUAUAUUUUCUAAAUAUUUGUGUGCACAGUAGACUUUCAAAGCAAUUAAAGCUGUGUGUCCUAUUAGGACACCAGCUAAUUUUAUUAAAACAGUUGUUUUAUUGUCGCUUAUAGUUUGCGGGAUUAGUUUGAAUUAGUUGACUCCGAACUGUGUAACCUACUGAGUUGCCUUCCUAACUAUGAAUAAGCCAUACAACCAUCUAUAAGCAAUUAACCCUGCUGUAACUCACUCAGUAUCAGUCAUCUCUAUUACUUUACUUGAUUUUAUUCCUCCAUAUUUAUUUACUAAAUUCAAGCUUCGAUGCUUAGUUAUUUAUUUAAUUUCAUGCAACACCUCAGUUGUUUCAUGUAGUGUAAACUCAACAUGUGCAUCAACCUACAUGUUUAAAAUUAGGUUAUAGAUUUUGAAGCGAGAAGGCGAGUCUGUUCUUAAUUUUAAUCCUUUUAAUGUUACCUUCUGAAUUAGCGUCACCUGUACUGAUUUCUAAAAUUUAAGCAUUUAAACCUGCAUCGCUAUACCAAACAUACAUCUACCUAAAACUCUAUUUUUGUAGCUACCCACCAACACACAUUUUUACUCUUGUAGUGGUGAAUAAUAUCAUCCUCAUACAGUUAUUUCUGUACCUGCUUACAUUUUGGUGUGCUACUGGACAGCCCCUUUUAGUAAGUUUAACAUAAGAAACUGAAGUUUCUUCCUGUAUAUUUGUAAAUGUUACACCUAAAGUUUUACACAUGGUUUUGUAUAGAAUUGAAAAAUCACAUUUUCUCUAUUGAAAAGUUUGAAUAAAUAAUGAUUUUGCAGUAA